This is a messenger RNA of Colletotrichum navitas, 815 nucleotides long. RefSeq lists its product as uncharacterized. Bases 199 to 678 code for a protein of 159 amino acids. Lineage: Eukaryota; Fungi; Ascomycota; Sordariomycetes; Glomerellales; Glomerellaceae. The record is from RefSeq and is a predicted model, not a curated record. The transcript has 2 exons.
CAUGGUCCCCCCAGGUGGUCGCCCCGGCGGCGGCGCCGGGCCACCUCCCCCCCCAGACUGGCCGGGCCCACGUGGUCCCCCUGCCGGUGCCAGAAUUGUCAACGUUGAGCCCCCCAAGCCGAAACACAAAAAGGCCCAGGGCUCGGUGCUUAGCUGGGUGGCCGGUGGUGCAAAGGCCCCCAAGAAGAAGACCAGGAAAUGAUCAUCAUUAGUGCGCCAUGCGAAAGCUCUACUUUGGAAUCCUGCUACGAUAACGCUUCCUGCGGACUUAUGGUUUGGGAUCUUUUUGGUUAUUUACACAUGAUACCUUUACGCGUCUAUUUUCUUCUCUGCUUUGCUUGGAUUUCCAACAACAUUUACUGUACGUAUGUAAGCAAUGCAUCUCACGGACAUCAUGGUUCAUUUCAACGUCUAUCACAUGUAUGGCGGAGUAUGAGCCGCGGAGGGGUCAAACUUGGCAAACGGGUGCCCCACAGAGAUGGAAGACAUUUUCCUUCAGAAGCCGCACACGUUUUGGGCGAGGCAUUGCAUAUGGAGGAAAGCUGGAAGCUACACUAUGUUAAAGGCACGGCGCAAGAAGAGAAGGACAAAGACUGUGGCUUUUUUUGUUCUUUUGUUUUUAGGUACCCCGAUGAUUCGUUUGUUUCUGUUUGCUGUGCACAUCGCGGUGGCGGAUGACUUGUUAACAAAAAAAAAUGAGAGCGGAUGUUUUGCAACCUAGAUGUCUUACAGUGGCGACUCGGUCUUUUAAUUUUUCAGCGUUUUGUGAUUUCUUCAUUAGUCUUAAGUCUAUACAGAUCAAUGCUCCAUGAUUG